Pristis pectinata (smalltooth sawfish) is the source of this 1642-nucleotide messenger RNA. RefSeq names its product UPF0575 protein C19orf67 homolog. Lineage: Eukaryota; Metazoa; Chordata; Chondrichthyes; Rhinopristiformes; Pristidae. The transcript is spliced from 7 exons. The record is from RefSeq and is a predicted model, not a curated record. Bases 93 to 1349 code for a protein of 418 amino acids.
CGCGCCCCUAUUGACAUUUGAACGGAGAGGCCGGAGUUCCGAACAGCAGGAGCAGGAAACUCUAUCCAGAGAAGGAAUAGUUAUUGGACAGAAUGGAGGAGAAUGCUAGCAGUGGGCACGAAGUGCUAUCAUACAAGAGGAAAGACAGGUCAAAGUGUUCCUGUUCAGUGGAAGUAAGUAAUGCAGAACCAAAGGAAGCACACUGGACUGACUCAGACUUGCAUCAGGUAAUGGGGCAGGGAAAGCAAGUGAAGGAGAAUGAGGUGUUCCUCCCUGUUUCAGCCUAUCCCAGCUCUUCAACCAUGCAGGCACCACAGGACUCUGCCACACCAGUGCAGAACAGUGGCACGUUCCAACCCCUGCACCAGGGGAAGGACAACAAACAUAGGACAGAUGAGGAGGUACCUCAGUAUGAUGUCACACUGAUGGAAGAAAAGCUUCAACCAAUAGAACAGCAGCUUCAAUAUCUACUGAAGAAGGCAGAGGAAUUCCAGACACACCUGGUCUAUAGCAGAGACAGAAUCCAUAAUGAGGAGUUUGCCAGGGCUGUGCCAAUCUUUGUGAAAACCUGCCAGCCGUACUUUGCCUACCUGGAGUCCACAGCGAGGAGUGUCCAUUCUGACAGGAAACCUCUUCCCACGUAUAUCCAGAAACGGCUUUUGCAGUUCUCUCAACAGCUGGCCUCCAGUCUGGAGCAGCUGGUUCUAAUGUAUGCAUCCUUUGGGUUCAUCUCGCUGGAGGAGACGGACCCCUGCAGCAUCUCCUACUUCUACAGAGGGGAGUUUCGUCUUGGGCAGUGGUUUCGAGUUUCCAUCUAUCGGUACUGUAUGCCAGUCCCAUACACAGUGGCAAAGGAUCCAAGCCUGCUCUUCAAGAAAAUCCGGUGGAAUGUGGACAUUAGUGAAGGGACAGCCUUUGGUGAUACAACAGAACCAUGUACAGAAUAUUACUUCCUGUGCUACAAGGAGGCAAGUGAAGUGAUGGACAACCACCACGCAGGGUCCAAAAGCACAACUACUGGCAAAAGCAGGAGACUGUGGUCCAUAGGUCACUGGGUUCAGGUGGAACCAGCCCCAGGAGAACCAGACCUUCUUUGCUGGUUUCUGUACAAGCAACCACGUGGUGAUUACGAACUCCUUGUCACCAUUGGUUUCGAGGAACCAACCCAGAUUGCUGCAACAGACCUCUUAGUGGACAUUCUGAUGAGCCAGAGGGCUGCUAACCUCUCUGGGAAUGGCCUGCUAAAAGCCAAACUGUUCCCUUACCUGCAGGUCCAGAGUCACCAAGAAUCCUCCACAACUUGCCAGGUGGUUUCAGGUGGGGUCAAUGCAGAAACCUUUACAAGUUGAUUUAGACAUUUCUAGCCCCAACAUUCAUACCCAAUUCUCCCUGGAAAGCGAGUUUGUUUGGGCAAGGGGUGGAAGUAUGCAGAACACGUACAAUUCAGAGUAUCAAAGGAACUGUGCCAAUGUAUUAACUCAUUAAGUAUUAAAUUGUUUCAAAGUGUAAUAUUGUGAUUUAACAGCAAAAUUUCUACAAGCAAUGUGGAUGAAAGUUUGUACAUAGUCCAAUAUGGCUCAGUGUUUCAGGGUAGGAGCCAUGGUUAGUGAGCAAGUUGUUCUGAAACCACCAACUAACAACU